AUGGCGUCGUUGUUCUCCUCGUUUGGAUAUAAUUUUGGCGGACAGGUAAGAAUUUUUCGAAACUUUGUCAAGAAAAUUUAAGACUAGAAAAUCAGUAAAAACAGAAGAAAGGAAUUUUUCAGCUGAUCGCCAGGGUUGUAUCAUUCGCCAUAAAUAUGUAUUUGCUGAGAAAGAUUGAUAAUGAUGUCCUGGGAUUGGUCAAUGUUAGAUUAACUCUGUUGUAUACCUCCAUUUUAUUUCUGACAAGAGAACCGAUGAGAAAAGCGAAUAUUAUGGGAGAAUCACAACAGAAAUUCAUUAAUCUACUUUGGAUGAGUCCGAUAAUUGCAACAUUUUUGAGUUUUAUUUGCAUAUUUAUUUGGCUGACAUUUUCAACAACAUCAGAAAACGUAUCGAGUUUUGUGCUAUUAUCUUUCCCGAUCUCUGCAAUUAUCGAAACAUUGGCCGAACCUUUUGCAGUGAUUGCUUUGCGAUUCAAUCUUGGUCAACAUUUUGCAAUUGGUCAGGGUAUUUUGGUAUGCAUGAAACGUAUAUUUGUAUUCUUCGCAUUGAUUUUAUUCCCUGAUGUUUAUCAUCUUGAUCUCUUUGCCUAUGCACAAUAUUUUGGAUCGAUCUCUUAUUUAAUUUUCAAUGUUGUCGCCUUCAAAAGUUAUAUCAAAAAUCAAUCAAAAGCAGAAUUGAAAGAUUUCCAAACAUUUGAAACUCUUCUUCCAAAACCAUCCGAAGGAUUAGAUUCUCAAUCAAUAACUGCAAUCUCCACAAUGUUCUCUCACUCAAUUUUGAAACAACUUAUCACAGAUGGAAGUGCUUAUAUCAUGACUUUCACUGAUAUGUUGAGUCUGAAAAAUCAAGCAGUUUUCGAUGCAGUCGAAAGAGUUGGAAGUUUGGUUGCUCGUACAAUUUUAGCACCAUUAGAAGAAAAUUGCUAUGCUCAUUUCGCAAAUCAUUUGCAUCAACAACGAAUUGCAAAACACGAGAAAAAUAUAAAUUCCAAUGAAAAUCAAAAAAUAAUCGAUACUUUGGCAACAAUUUUGCACAUUGUUGGUGUAAUUGGUUGCGUUGUUUGUGUAUUCGGAAUACCGUAUUCUCCAACAGUUAUUCAUUUUUACGGAGGAACUUUGUUAUCAGCAAAUGGCGGAGCAGUUUUGCUUUCCUUGUAUUCUGCAUAUGUUUUUGUGAUGGCUGUGAAUGGAAUAACUGAAUGUUUUGCAAUGGCAAGUAUGGAUAAUAAACAGGUACGUUUAAAAAUAUGGAAAAGGAUUUUAAUAUUUUCAUUUUGUAGGUGCUUCUCCAUGGAAAAUUUUUGUUUUUCUCCGCAAUCGGACAUCUCACAAUAAACUAUGUACUUUGUGUAUAUUUGAAUUCUGCAGGUUUUAUUGUUGCAAAUAUUAUCAACAUGAUUAUAAGAAUAGGUUACAGGUAAGAAGAUUUUUGAAGAAAUUGAAAAAAAAUCGAAGAAAAUUUCAGCUGGCGACAUAUCUCAACAUUUUUGGGUCCUGAAAGAACUCCCUCAAUUUUCACAGUUCUUCCAACUUCCUCUACAGUAGUAUUUCUUUUCGCUUCAUUUUUUGCCACUGGUUUCUCUUAUUUAAUAUUUGGUGCAACUCCUGGAUUAUCUCACACAUUGGCUCAUUUGGCAAUUGGUGCGGUGCUCUUUUCAGUUCUUUCGAUGAGCAUCGCCCAACAUGAUCCAGUGUUUUUCGGGAUAAUCAAUGGAUUUUUGAAAGAUCAUACGGCCUAA
Messenger RNA from Caenorhabditis angaria, 1741 nucleotides. The record is from the annotation of a GenBank genome assembly. NCBI's taxonomy places the organism in Eukaryota, Metazoa, Nematoda, Chromadorea, Rhabditida, Rhabditidae.